Molecule: messenger RNA, 657 nt
Organism: Morchella importuna
Lineage: Eukaryota; Fungi; Ascomycota; Pezizomycetes; Pezizales; Morchellaceae
Exons: 1
Coding region: 1-657 (218 amino acids)
Source: RefSeq, a predicted model, not a curated record
AUGCGUACCUACACCACCCUCCCCCUUUUAUUCUUCUUCUCCGCCAUCAUGAUUGGAUCGGCCACCUCCAAGGCUAUCGUCCCCCGCCAACUCCCCGAAGACGAAGCCCUCGAAGCCGAAAUCGCAAAGCUCCACAACAUCACCCGCAUCUCCAAGCUGCCCCCAGGCACAAUCUACACCUUCGAACACCAAUUCCUCAACCCCACCACCGGCGAAACCGAAACCAUUGUGCUGCACCCCACCGCCGGCGAGCUCCUUGCCGGCUUCGACACGCCCACCCUGGCCGCGAACAAGAAGCGCGCAGAGCCCGAAUUCGGCGUCGUCUGCGAGACCAGCCGCGGCAGUCCGGACGCCUUCGAUGUGGUCAAGGCGAUGGUGACCAUGAAUUCGCAGGAGAGGGAGUUCUGCUGCCAGUGGCAGCCGUUUGGGUCGAGGUGCCAUACCAUGGAGACGCACAAGACUGGUGCGGUGGGCAUCUGUGGGCCGUUCAUGCGCUGCGUGCCGUGCCUCCAUACCAUUGAUUUUAUACUCAUCAUGGUCGAUAAGUGCCGUGCAAAGUUUCCGGGUGGAAAGACGCUUGUGGGUGGGAAGUUCAAUCUUGGCCGUUAUGGAGAAGCGCCUCCGUAUGGAGGGUAUCUGUUGGCCUACCACACCUAG